CACCAUUCUCCACAUUUUCUGCUGCAACACAAAACUAUUGCCUCACCAUGACUCGUCUCUUACUGGAAGUGAUGUCUUCAGCAGAACCCUCCACAUCUAAGUCGCGGUCUACAGCCUUGUUCUUUUUUCUUGGAGGGAUAGUCAUGCUCAUCAUCCUGCUUAUAAUUGUAUAUAUCUUUCGGAAAAAGAUCAAACCAGAAGAGAUUAAGAAGUUGGUAGCAAGAGCAAGAAAACGGCCAGCAUCGACAGACGCAUUCAGUGGAAUCCUUAGAACAAUAAGCUAUUUUGACUUCCCAACAUUGAAGAAGGCAACGAAGAACUUCCAUAAGAGCAAUCUACUUGGGAGAGGUGGCUUCGGCCCUGUCUACAAGGGAAAAUUAAAAGAUGGGAGGUUAAUUGCUGUUAAGAGGUUAUCUCUUGAUAAAUCCCAACAAGGAGAAAAUGAGUUUCUUGCAGAGGUAAGGUUGAUCACUAGCGUCCAACACAGGAACUUGGUUCAACUUGUUGGAUGUUGUUCACACGGGCCUCAGCGACUCUUGGUAUAUGAGUACAUGAAAAACAAGAGCUUGGACCAUAUAAUAUAUGGGAAAAGUGAUCUGUUCCUGAACUGGAGCACUAGGUUCCAGAUAAUUGUUGGAAUCGCUAGAGGCUUACAAUAUCUACAUGAGGAUUCCCCACUAAGAAUUAUCCACCGAGAUAUCAAGGCGAGCAACAUUCUUCUUGAUGAAAAGUUUCAACCAAGGAUUGGAGAUUUUGGGCUAGCUAGGUUCUUCCCUGAAGACCAAGCUUAUCUCAGUACAACAUUUGCGGGAACUCUAGGAUAUACAGCGCCUGAAUAUGCUAUUAGAGGACAACUGUCUGAAAAGGCGGAUAUAUAUAGUUUUGGAGUCCUUGUGCUUGAAAUAAUUAGUGGCAGGAAAAACACAGAUCUUAAGCUAGCAUCAGAAAUGCAAUACCUGCCUGAAUACGCGUGGAAGUUAUACGAGAGAUCAGAGGUGACUGAUCUACUCGAUCCAAAACUGCAUGAAGAUGGAUUUGAGGGGAAGGAUGUUAUGCAAGCAAUCAAUGUGGCAUUCUUAUGCCUUCAGCCUCAUGCAAAUCUGAGACCCCCCAUGUCAGACAUUGUAGCAAUGUUAACAUGCAAAGUUCAGAUGACUGAAACACUACCUAUGAAACCGGCCUUCUUGGACAGAAGACGAAAGAAGGAUGAAAACAUUUCAUGGGACACAAUGUCUGAUGUUUUCCCCUCUCCCAUUGAUCAUAGUGAAUCUCCCUCGUUACCUAAACAACAUACUUGAGGGCAACUUCAUGAUCCUGUCUUUCAAAGGAAAAUGAAUUGGUACGAGGUUCGAUCUUCUACGAGGAACAUCGUAUGAAUAUUCUCAAAUGUAGCUUCACAUAAUAUGUCACAUAUAUAAUUGCUUAUCUCUUCAUUUUUAGUAGAGGUACUUGGUGGUAAAAUUUUGUUAGGCUUACUGUUGAGGAGCAUAGAACUGGGUAUGAUUUUUGUUGUUAUAUAUCAGAAGCUGAAAUACCUCCUUC
Messenger RNA from Fragaria vesca subsp. vesca, 1542 nucleotides. RefSeq names its product probable LRR receptor-like serine/threonine-protein kinase At1g56140-like. Lineage: Eukaryota; Viridiplantae; Streptophyta; Magnoliopsida; Rosales; Rosaceae. The transcript has 7 exons. The record is from RefSeq and is a predicted model, not a curated record. The coding region runs from base 48 to 1298 and encodes 416 amino acids. Gene Ontology annotation, biological process: protein phosphorylation. Gene Ontology annotation, molecular function: protein kinase activity; ATP binding.